Messenger RNA from Phyllostomus hastatus (greater spear-nosed bat), 555 nucleotides. RefSeq names its product hes family bHLH transcription factor 3 (gene HES3). Gene Ontology annotation, biological process: anterior/posterior pattern specification; regulation of neurogenesis; regulation of transcription by RNA polymerase II. Gene Ontology annotation, cellular component: nucleus. The transcript is spliced from 3 exons. NCBI's taxonomy places the organism in Eukaryota, Metazoa, Chordata, Mammalia, Chiroptera, Phyllostomidae. The record is from RefSeq and is a predicted model, not a curated record. Gene Ontology annotation, molecular function: RNA polymerase II cis-regulatory region sequence-specific DNA binding; protein dimerization activity; DNA-binding transcription factor activity, RNA polymerase II-specific. Bases 16 to 555 code for a protein of 179 amino acids.
AUCUCCAAGCCGCUGAUGGAGAAGAAGCGGCGGGCACGCAUCAACGUGUCGCUGGAGCAGCUCAGGUCGUUGCUGGAGAAGCACUACUCGCACCAGAUCCGGAAACGCAAGCUGGAGAAGGCAGACAUCCUGGAGCUGAGCGUCAAGUACAUGAACAGCCUCCAGGACUCGCUGCAAGGGCUCUGGCCGGUCCCAAGCGGAGCCGAGCACCCGUCGGGCUUCCGCGGCUGCCUGCCCGGAAUGAGGCAGCUUCUGCGGCGCGGAGAAGAGGGCGGCGGCGGCCUGCGCUGCCCCCUGGCGCACGAGGACGCGGGCGGCAGGACCACGGACAGCGCCACUCCCGGCCCGGAGGCGCCCGCGGCGCGGCGCCGCCCCUGCGCCCCGGCCGUCUGGGUGCCGGAUUCGGCCGCCGGCGGCUCGCGGUCCCCACCGCCCCGGCUCCUCCUCCCUGCUGCUCUCCCCGUCCCGUUCCCCAGCGUCUCGGCCUCGCAGUCGGCGUCUCGCCACUGCGCCGAGAGCCCGGGGUCAGGGCUGCGCCUGUGGCGGCCCUGGUGA